GCCUUUGUGUGUUCCUUCAGCUUGUGAAAAAUCAAAGAGGAAGAACAAGAGCUAUACAAGAGCUUAUGGCACUAACGAAUGGCUCUUCCCUCCAGAGCAUUUACAGGAAGUUCAAGCCGCAACUCCUCAUGGUUCUGGUUCAGAUUGGCUAUACCUUUCUGUAUUUUAUUACAGAAGCUUCCUUCAAUCAUGGAAUGAAUCCUCAUGUCUAUAUUACUUACAGACACAUUGUUGCUGGUGUAGUGAUGUUACCUUUUGCCUAUUUUCUUGAGAGAAAAGUAAGGCCGAAGCUGACAGUAGCUCUUAUGCUCGAAAUCUUUGUCCUUUCUCUCCUUGGGGUUGGUUUGACUCUGAACAUGUAUUUUGCAAGCUUAAGAUACACCUCCCCAACCUUCGUUGCAUCAAUGGUCAACACCAUAGCUUCCCUGACUUUUGUAAUAGCCGUUGUACUCAGGUUAGAGGUUCUUGAUAUUCGACAUCCUCGAGGGAUGGCAAAGGUUCUUGGUACCUUGAUCUCCCUGGCUGGUGCAAUGACCAUGACACUGUACAAGGGGUCUCUAAUGAGAGAUCUAUGGCAACCUUUAAUUCGUAUUGAUCAAGGGAGUGCUGCUACCCACGAGAACUGGUUAAAGGGUUCUCUUCUAACAGUUGCAAGCUGCAUAACAUGGUCCAUAUGGUACAUUAUGCAGGCAUUUACAUUAAAAAGAUAUCCGGCCCAACUGUCACUGACCGCAUGGAUGAGCGUUAUCGGAGGAGCACAAUCAGCUGUAUUCACAGUGAUCAUAGAACAUAAACGAGCAGCUUGGACCAUAGGAUUCAACAUUGAUUUCUGGUCCACCAUAUAUGGUGGAAUAGUGGUCUCUGGUUUGAUCGUCUUCAUCCAACUGUGGUGCACGGAAGAAAGAGGUCCAGUUUUUGUGACCGUGUUUAAUCCCCUUUCAACUAUAUUAGUAGCGAUUCUGGGAUACUUUGUCUUUGGAGAAAAACUUUACAUGGGCAGCAUACUAGGGGCAAUCAUCGUCAUCCUUGGCCUAUACAUGUUGCUGUGGGGGAAAGAUGGUGACCAACAAGCUGUUCACAGCGACUCCCAAGAGCAAACUUAUUUGACUUCCAAAGAGCAAAAGGAAAACAAGAAAUUGAUUCUCCCUUCCGCUCUUAAGGAAGGAUCACAGUGCGAACCUUAA
Molecule: messenger RNA, 1184 nt
Organism: Juglans microcarpa x Juglans regia
Lineage: Eukaryota; Viridiplantae; Streptophyta; Magnoliopsida; Fagales; Juglandaceae
Product: WAT1-related protein At5g07050-like
Exons: 7
Coding region: 66-1184 (372 amino acids)
Cellular component (GO): plasma membrane
Molecular function (GO): transmembrane transporter activity
Source: RefSeq, a predicted model, not a curated record